Molecule: messenger RNA, 1360 nt
Organism: Paramecium pentaurelia
Lineage: Eukaryota; Ciliophora; Oligohymenophorea; Peniculida; Parameciidae
Source: the annotation of a GenBank genome assembly
AUGAUAAAAACAAUUGAAUUGUUUUUUUUAUUAUUUACAGCUUCUAGUCAAUCAUUUACAUUUAUUGAUUAAACAAGUAAAUUGAUAUUAUAAUUUAUAAGGUUUUUAUUAAAAUUUAGAACCUGAAACUAAUUUUUAUAGUGAAACUGGUUAUAUAAAAGUAUAGACAAUCAAUAAUGGAAAUAAUCAAUUUUUCUAUCAUUUAUUUUUAAAAGAAGGGACAAUGAGCUUAAAUGAAGUUUAAGAAAGUGAUAAUUUUAUAUUAUGGCUACAUGGUGGUCCAGGUUAUUCUUCAUUAAUUCAAAUAUUUCAAAAUGUUGGACCCUUUCACAUUUAUAAAAGAGGAGAAAAUGACUAUUCUGUAAAGAAAGCAUAAAAUACUUGGAAUAAAAUAGCUCAUAUUAUUUUUAUUGAUUAGCCUUUUGAAGUGGGAUUGAGUUAUUCCCAACCUAAUAUAAAUGUCGAAAACUCAGAAUAAGCUGCUCUUUAUAUAGUUGAAUUUUUUCGUAUAUUCUUUAAGGAAAGGCAGUAAUUUUAAUAAAUUAAUUUUUAUGUUUUUGGCGUAAGUUAUAGUGGUCAUUAUGUACCAGCUAUAGGAGUUGCAUUAGAAGAAUCAAAUUUAAAUAUAAAUUUCAAAGGAAUAGGUUUUGGAAAUGGUUGGACAGAUGCUUUCAUUUAAUACUAAAGCUAUGCACCAUUUCUGUAUAGUUUGGGAAUUUAUAACGAAAAAAAGAAAAGUUAUACAUAAGAAUUAAUGGCAAAGGCAUAAAAUUAUAUUCUAAAUGGAGAAUAUCUUAAGUCAACAGAAGAAGGUUUUUUUGGCAUAUUUGUUAUUUUAAACAAAUAUACAGGUCAAGUGAGUUCUCAUGAUUUUUAGAAGUAUUUAAAUGAAGGAUAGAGUGAAGAAUUUUAUUAAGGAUUUAUAAAUUAAUAUAAAUAAUAAUUUGGGGCACCUGAUGAUAUAAUAUAUAUUGAUUGGAAUAAGAACAUAAUUAAGAAUUUUGAAGUUGAUAUUUCAAAAUCACAAAAAUUCAAUUUAGAAUUAUUAUUAAAUAAAGGAAAAAAAGUGUUAAUUUAUUAAGGAUCUAGAGACAUCAUUUGUAACACUCCAUCUAUGAAUUAUAUAAUAAAUAAAUUGAAUUGGAAAUAUAUAUUUGAUUGGAAAAAAUAGCCUAAAAAGAUAUUUACAUCUAAACGCGAAGGAUUUGAAUAGAAUGAAACAGCAGGAACAAUAAAGCUUUAUAACAACUUUUAUUAUGCCACUUUAUAUAAUGCUGGGCACUUUGUUUAAAAUGAUAUACCAAUAGCUACUUUAAAAAUGGUAACACAUUUUUUAAACGAUGAUUAAAAUUGGAAUUGA